Camellia sinensis is the source of this 2092-nucleotide messenger RNA. Its product is annotated as tRNA modification GTPase. Gene Ontology annotation, cellular component: cytoplasm; cytosol. The record is from RefSeq and is a predicted model, not a curated record. Gene Ontology annotation, molecular function: protein binding; GTP binding; GTPase activity. Gene Ontology annotation, biological process: tRNA methylation; tRNA wobble uridine modification. Lineage: Eukaryota; Viridiplantae; Streptophyta; Magnoliopsida; Ericales; Theaceae.
UUCACACGGUGGACAUGGGUCAAUAUUUUCCUCCCAACCAAACACAGCACUGCCCAUUUUUUUCAUUCAGGCCACGCUCCUCCUAACAAGUGUGGGGGGUUUAUCUUCUGAGCCGAAGAAAAAUCAAGGUAACAGCAAUGGCUCUUCUACCAUCCUUUCGCCAUCUCCUCAACAAUGUCUUCUGGGCUUCUUCGAGACCAACAACAACCAUGGCCUCAUUGUUUCCCCAAUUCUCAAUCCACACCUCAAAAAAACUCUCUCUCCUCUUCUCUCCCACCCCCAAUUCCAAAACCCUAGCAAAACCCCAUCUCUCCCCUCAAGAGAAAACACUGGUACUGACGAAAGAUGAGAGAUUGGGACAGAGUGCUGUGAAUUCGGACCAUGUUGCUGCGAGUUCAAGCACGAUUGCAGCCAUUGUCACUUCCUUGGGAGGUCCGCCCGGUGCGGUGGGGAUUGUCCGGCUGUCUGGUCCGUCGGCGGUGGCUAUUGUUGGCCGCGUGUUUCGUUCUGCGAAGAAGAAGGGGAAGCGCUCGGGUUGGCGGCCCACGAGCCAUGUUGUGGAGUACGGCGUGGUUUCGGACUGCCAUGGGAAUGUCAUUGAUGAGGUAUUGGUGGUACCCAUGUUGGCUCCAAGAUCUUACACGAGAGAAGAUGUGGUUGAGCUACAAUGUCAUGGGAGUGAAGUGUGCAUGCGCCGUGUAUUGAGAGCUUGUUUAGAAGGUGGGGCAAGGCUUGCUGAACCAGGAGAGUUCACCCUCCGUGCCUUUUUAAAUGGUCGCUUAGACCUCUCCCAAGCUGAAAAUGUAGGAAAACUUAUUUCAGCUCAGUCUGUUGCUGCUGCGGAUGCUGCUUUAGCCGGAAUACAGGGUGGCUUCUCUUCUUUAGUUAAAUCACUUAGAGCUCAGUGUAUUGAGUUGCUUACUGAGAUUGAAGCUCGUUUAGAUUUUGAUGAUGAGAUGCCACCACUAAACUUGAACUUAAUUAAGGAAAAAAUACAUGCCAUGUCGGGUGAUGUGGAGAAUGCAUUGGAAACUGCCAAUUAUGACAAGCUCUUGCAAUCUGGAUUACAGAUAGCAAUUGUUGGUCGGCCUAAUGUUGGGAAGUCAAGCCUCCUUAAUGCAUGGAGCAAAAGUGAGAGAGCAAUAGUUACUGAUAUUGCUGGAACCACGCGGGAUGUCGUAGAAGCCAGUAUUUCAGUUCGUGGUAUCCCUAUCACCCUUCUUGAUACAGCAGGUAUCAGGCAAACAGAGGAUGUUGUGGAGAAGAUCGGUGUGGAGAGAUCUGAAGCAGUUGCUAUGGGUGCAGAUGUCAUCAUUUUUACUGUAAGUGCUCCCGAUGGGUGGACCGUGGAAGAUGCGAACCUUUUUGAUAGGAUCCAAUCCAAUAAGGUUUUACAAUUUGCAAUUGGUUCUUCUUCCCCCAUGAUCCUUGUAGUCAACAAAAUAGACUGUGCUCCAUCUGCAUGCUCCGAGUGGAAUACUCAUGGAAACUCUUUCAAUAAGCUCAUUUUUACUUGUGCUGUUUCUGGACGAGGACUACCAGAUUUGGAAAUGGCUAUAUUAGAGAUAGUGGGUCUUAACAGGAUUCCUUCUGGGGGACGCAAAUGGACUGUGAACCAGAGACAAUGUGAGCAACUUGUUCGAACCAAGGAAGCCCUUGUGAGAUUGAAAUCGUCGAUAGAGGAGGAAAUACCUCUGGACUUUUGGACAAUUGAUUUAAGGGAAGCUGCACUGGCCCUUGCGCAGAUAAGUGGAGAAGAUAUCUCGGAGGAAGUUUUGUCUAACAUAUUUGGCAAAUUCUGUAUUGGUAAAUAGUUUUUGUAGCAGAUAAGUCUGUUUUAAAAUAUUUCUUGAAUAUGCAAAUGGCAAAGCAUAAAAACCCUUCCAUUUCUUAGUGUAAUUGCCAUAAAAUGUAUAGGGAGUGUUUGAAAUGUGCAUGUACAUGGUCUUCAUAACUAUGUAUUGUUGCAUGGAGUAUUAGGUUUCCCUCACAUCCAUUGUGGUGAUAAUGAAGAGCAUGUUUCUGUAUUGGCAUUGAAAGAUAGAAUGAACAGAGAAAAUCGAAUGUGAAAGUUAAUAGUCUUUGCAUAUUA